Linum trigynum is the source of this 3922-nucleotide messenger RNA. The record is from the annotation of a GenBank genome assembly. NCBI's taxonomy places the organism in Eukaryota, Viridiplantae, Streptophyta, Magnoliopsida, Malpighiales, Linaceae.
CAAGUUGACAAUCUAUUCGUCAAGUGGAACUAGCAUCUAAUGGGAGCACCAAAAUUCAACUGAUAUCUCUUCCAAAACCCAUUUUGUGCAAUGAAUAGAUGCCUCCCACAUUGUGUUUACCCCACAUUUUAUUUCAUAGCAUUAAAAUAAACGACAUAGUUCACCCUAUGGAAGAAGAAAACUUUGGAAAAGUGGAGACUCAAUGCAUAAUUAGCAAUCUAUAAUUAAUAAAAUAACAUGGCAUUCAAACCACAUCAAAAUGAUCAUAGUAUCUCAUUGACUAUCACAUCCUUCAUAGUCAUUACACUAGCCACCCUUGAUCAAGUGAAUUUCCUAGGUUCCAAAGCAGUCAAAAUAUACAUCACAACACAUAUAUAUUUCCAACCAGCAAUUAUGGUCGACGAAAACGAUUCGUCAUAGAAAUUUGAGAGAUGUUGUUUAAGUACCCAUAGUGCCCUCUUUUUCAAAUAACGACAAUGUCGUUUAAUUAGUACCACAGUGUCCCUUUUUCAACGAACGGUAAUGGUGUCACAAAUUAGUAUAAGAAUAAAUUGUUAGAAAUUGAGACAAAGCUUGGUUAAUGGAAACAAAAAAUUAAACAAAAUGGAUGAUCAUACCCUGUAUCCCCAGACUGAAACAUGACUUACACACCAGUUCCACCAGACUUAUGUUCAUGACUAUCUCUAUGUGUACUUCUAUUUAUUACUAAACUCCUGUUGGAAUUCAAUUGACGCCGCCUAUUGGUUCAUCCCCUUCAUCCCUUCCGAUUAAAACUACAUUCAUCCCUUCACAAUUAAACUACAACGAUGGUACAUACAGACGAUUGGCCUAUGAUUUAUUGAAUUAAAGGGAGAAAUCAUAAGUAUGAGGUUAAUUGAUGCAAUGUACACUUGAAUCAAAAUUAAUCGUCCUUCUAUGUUAUGUCCCUCUUUGAAUCGGAGUUCAUGAAUCCAAACAAACGUCGAACGGAUGUAAAACUGAAAAAUUGAGAGAAAUAAAUGAUUCGAUUUAUGAAAAAUAGUACACUAUAAUCAUUUAUCUAGGACCACGAAUCAUCCUUUUUUAUGAACAAUCAAUCAAUCAAUUAAAUUUUUUGCAGAGAUAAUGAUUCCCAAAAUAUUCUUAGUCAUAUUUGGUUCGGUUGCUCAUUGACGGAUUUGGUUCAGGUACCCGCCGCCAAAUUUUGAUCAGUCGCACUCCUUCGGAUUUGCUUCAGUCGAACGCCGCUGGUGGAGAACUGGAUAACUUGAAGAGGAGGGAGGAGAAUCGCCUUAACCACUGACGACAGAGACCGUCGACUGAGCGUCGCUUGCUGCGGUCGGUAUUUAGUUCUCGGUAAAAUGUUGUUCGAUUUUGGGAAAGUACCAUUCCCAUUUUUCUAUUUCGACUCUUUUUUUAGUAAGGAUAGAUAUAUAUUGGAGACGAUUUUCACACAUAUAUUUAUUUAAUUAAAUUUGAAUGUUAUAUAUAUUUUUUGGUUGGUGAAUGGGAAUAUAUAGGGUAAAUAUAAUUUUUUUAUGUUAUCUUCCUAAUAGCAUCUAGUUCCUUAAUGUAGGUAUAACAUCAAUUGAUAAAUCCUGGAUACAAUUGAAGAAUCGGGCAUCUAUGCAAUGUAUGGAUGGAGUUAGUAAGUUCACAGAAUACGCAAAGGACAAUGUAAAACGAAGAUGGUAAAGUUAGGUGUACUUGCACGGUUUGUUCCAACAUCUGCAGAUUGAUGAUUGGAGAGGUAGAGAUGCAUCUUCUUCGUAAAGGGUUACGAAGCGACUACACAAAGGGGAUUUACCAUGGGGAGGGAGAUCAAAAAGAUGAAGACGAAGAUGAAGAAGAUGAUGAGAUUGAAGAUGGGAAUGGUAACGGUGAUGUCAAUAUGGACUUGAAUGACAUGCUCGGUGUUCUGAAUAAUCUCUUACCUCCACAAGUCGAUCCUGAACCUUAAGAACCUAACGAGGAAGUCCAGAAGUUCUACAAAGUUUUUGGAGAAGCAAAAUCACCGUUGUAUGAAAGUUGUGAUCCAAAGUUGUCGAGAUUAUCAUGCAUCGUCAAGUUUAUGAACAUGAAGCAGUUGAACAACUGAACUGAUCAUUCUUUUACCGAGUUGUUGAAAUUCAUUCAGAGCGCAUUUCCUAUGGCGGAGUCAUUGUCAAAAAAUUACUAUGCAGCAAAGCAUUUAAUGUAGGGUCUUGGGCUACACUACGACGAAGUACAUGCAUGUGUGGAUGACUGCGUCAUAUACGGCGAUCUGGCCCAUCAUGCGAGAAGUCAAGGUACAAGAAAGUUUACGAUGAUAAGAAGGGAAGAGUGUAGAAAAUUUCGUUCAAAGUUUUACGGUAUUUUCCCAUCAAGCCCGACUACAGAGAUUAUUCAUGUCUUGUAAAACUGCCGAAGACAUGGUUUGGCAUUCUGGACACCGUUCUAAAGAAGGGACAUUAAGGCAUACUGUUGACUGUGAGGCUUGGAGUACUUUGGACAAGUACGAUCCAACUUUUGGUGAUGAAUCCUGAAACAUAAGGUUUGGACUAGCUACCAACGGAUUCAACCCAUUCGGUAAUAUGAAGAGAACGCAGAAUACGUGGCCAGUUCUUCUAUUCCCGUAUAAUCGCCCUCCCUUACUUUUUUCCACUUUUUGCGAUGGAACUUUUUCCCAUGACGACCAACGAACGUAUUCCAUCGUAACAAGUAUUUUCCAAUGAAAAAGGUACGCCAAUCGUCUGGUCAUGCCUGACUGUCUUUUUUACAGUGUCACCACAUGUUAUGAUUAAGGAGGUUGUGAACCCUACUCCUGGAUAAAAAGCAGGCUACGAACCCCACUCCUAGGUAAUAAGGAGGUUAUGAACCCUACUCCUGGGUAAUAAGAUCAUGUUUAAGUACGUCGAUGAUCGUGGUGGUGUGCUAGUUAAGCUGAGCUCAGGGCCCCCUUUCAUAAGAAGUCAUAAGAAUAUCCAUUUCAACGAAAAUUGUUUAUAAGUUACGUAAACAUUUUCAUGCACGAGCAUCGCCUGAGCAUUUGCACUCAUGUUGGUUCAAUUUUGUGUAUUAUGUCAAGAAUGGAAUUAGGAUUAGGAUAGACCCCAACGACCGCAUUCAGGAAUUAUAGAAGCACAUAAGCACGUAUAUGGAUUCAGCGGUUCGUGACAAAGAGAUAUGGCUUUUAUGAACUCCAUGAGGAAGAAGUUUAAUUCAGUACUUGAUGAGACAUGAGAUUUGAUGUCAUUUUAAGAUGGACUUUUAUAAAGCAAAUAUUUCAAGGUUGUUCAUGUUUUCAACAUUUUUUUGGGGUAAAAACUGUGACGCUUAAGAGCGCAUCUGCCUGGCACUUAAAUUAAACGAUUAUGAGAAAUGCGCAUAGAGUCAUACAUGAUCCAAAAAUUAAGACUCGGAUAUGAGGUAUCAAUAACAUGAACACCUAAGUUAAGCGAGUGACUCUUAUUAGCUAAAUAAUCAGCCGCCUUAUUACAUUCCUAAUAGAUAUGAGAGAUUUGAAGCUCCCAGUUUUGGUGAGAGAGAUCCUGAAAUUCCGUCACAAGAUUAUAAUACAUCGUGCCUCCAAGGUUUUUGGUUGUCAGAGUACGAUAAGCUACCAUGGAGUCCAAGUUGAGAAUUACCUUAGUGUGCCCUUGUUGACGUGCAAGUUUGAUCCCAAGAAUAGCUCCUUUGAUUUCACCUCUUGUAAUCGUGCAGGUUCCUAAGUAUGCUACAAAAGCUCCCAAACACUUGCCUUGGUCCUUCCUUAAUAGUCCUCCAGCCGAUGCAACUAAUUGUGGUUGGUUGACAGAUCCAUCAGAAUUGAUGACAAACCAACCUUGAGGUGGGUUACUCCAAGCUAGUUCCUAUGCAUAGAUUUCUUAAGAAUGGUAGUUUACUCGCUAAAACACAACUCCUAAAAAUGGUCGAGUGUAACCAAUGAAAGAGACAGAAGUAU